CUUUACCAACGAAUUAGGUCUUUUGUUUUCUAGGAAGAAUGAUGCUAGGAGGAGCAUGUGUCGCGCCAUCGGUCAUUCCUCUUGGGCUUUCAUCUCGAGCUCGUUUGGUCAGGCGGCCGCGCUUCGCAAGGUGCUCGACCAAUGGAUCACUGCAUUCUUUUCCUCCUCCUCCUUCACAGCUUGUAGCGGCACAGGAUUUUCGAACGCGAAUCUUGGACAGGUUUAGAGGCCUUCUAUGUUUCUUCAAAGAACAAUUCAGUGAGUUUGGAAAGAUCGAGUGGCCAUCUUUUGACAACACGGUGAAAACGAGCCUGUUUGUCAUUGCCUUGUCUUUCGUCCUCAUCAUCGCAUUGACAGCUAUGGACUCGGGCUACACGUUCGUUCUAUCAAAGAUGUUAUAGCUCUCCCUAGAUCGACAACUAGAUUAAGAGUUUCUUCAUUCCUCUA
Molecule: messenger RNA, 447 nt
Organism: Selaginella moellendorffii
Lineage: Eukaryota; Viridiplantae; Streptophyta; Lycopodiopsida; Selaginellales; Selaginellaceae
Exons: 4
Coding region: 39-401 (120 amino acids)
Biological process (GO): protein secretion; protein targeting
Cellular component (GO): membrane
Molecular function (GO): transmembrane protein transporter activity
Source: RefSeq, a predicted model, not a curated record